Molecule: messenger RNA, 435 nt
Organism: Bicyclus anynana (squinting bush brown)
Lineage: Eukaryota; Metazoa; Arthropoda; Insecta; Lepidoptera; Nymphalidae
Product: centrosomal protein 20
Exons: 3
Coding region: 1-435 (144 amino acids)
Biological process (GO): microtubule anchoring; cilium assembly
Cellular component (GO): motile cilium; ciliary basal body; centrosome
Molecular function (GO): protein binding
Source: RefSeq, a predicted model, not a curated record
AUGAGCGGAAACCAAACGAUUUCGGAAAAGGAGCUUUUGGACGCCAUAAAAAACCUUUUGCGAAAGAGCGGCCAUCUGAAUAAAUUUCAGGCGGAGAUGCGAGCCAAGGUGAUAGAAAUUCUUCAAGAAAGACAGGCAUCACAAAACACCGGUUCCAAAAGUCCCGGUCCACCGAAACCUACCAACGAAGUGUUACUUAUCAACGAACUGGUGAAAGAGUAUCUAGAGUGGAAUGGUUACCUGUAUACUGCGUCGGUUAUGACGUCAGAGGCAGCCAUGCCUGAGGAGAAGAAGACCAGGGUAGAGCUCUGCGCUGAAGUAGGGGUGAAAGAUGAUGAGAAAUCAUCAGCUCUGCCGCUACUGUCGAACAUUGUAGCCGCGUAUACAGAACGUAUUAAGAGGAAGAUUAACAAGGUCAAGAAAGAUAACCAUUGA